AUUGAUUACAUAUGAUUCUUCCUCAGUGCUUUAUUGCCCCACGCUAUGUUCAGUCAACAUGUCCCACUGUUGUUUAUGGCCUCUGUUAAUAUGAGCAGCGUCUGGAGGUGUGACAACCCAAUAAAUGAGUAAUAGUGUUUGAGCAGCUGGGGAGAAAGAGAGAGAAGAGCAGGGGAGAUACAGUGCACAGGUCCUCGGGCGCUCAAGUGGAAGUUCAUCAUCACCUCCGUCAUUGACACCAUCAGCUCCUGGACAGACAGCUUCUCUGUCUGACAACAGAGACAGGGAGUUCAGUGUGAGAUGAGAAGAGCGAUCUAACCCUCGGCGAUGAAGAAGCUACAAGCUCUGAGAGUGAGGAACGCUCUGGUGCGAGAGUGCAUGGCUGAGUUUUUGGGAACUUUCGUCUUGCUGCUCUUUGGCUGCUCCGCUGCGGCGCAGGUGAAGACGAGCAGAGAGACAAAGGGCCAGUUCCUGUCGGUAAACAUGGCCUUCUCUGUGGGCGUGAUGUCGGCCAUGUAUCUCACCAAGGGCAUCACAGGUGCCCAUCUGAACCCGGCGGUGAGUCUGAGUUUCUGCGUGCUGGGACAGGUGCGAUGGGGAAGGCUGGUGCCCUACUGCCUCUCCCAGCUGCUGGGGGCGUACAUGGCGUCAGCGCUCGUCUACCUGGUCUACUAUGAUGCUAUAAUGGACUUCAGUGGUGGAGAUUUGACUGUAUAUGGCCCUAAUGAGACGGCCUCUAUAUUUGCCACGUAUCCCUCAGAGUACAUGACUUUGGGCAGAAGUUUCCUCGACCAGGUCGUGGGCACUGGCAUGCUGAUGUUGUGCAUCCUGUGUUUGGGUGAAAAGAGGAAUACCCCGGCUCCCGCAGAGCUGAUCCCUCCGAUAGUGGCAGUGAUCGUCCUGGGGAUCUCCAUGUCAAUGUCCGGCAACUGCGGUGCUGCGAUCAAUCCUGCGAGGGACCUGGGGCCGCGCCUCUUUACCCUGACUGCCGGCUGGGGCACAGAGGUCUUCACGUGUUACAACUACUGGUUCUGGGUACCCCUGGUGGCUCCACCUAUAGGAGGUGUGAUGGGCACGUUCAUGUAUCUGAUUUUCAUCGAAUGGCAUCUGCCUGACCCGGACCAACCUGACAACGACUCCACUCUCUCCAUUAGCGAGACAAUAAAGCAGCCCGGCUCCACGUGGGAGAAAGAUGUGGAAUUAAAGUCUUCGCAUUUCUAAGCUGUUAUAACAUACGUCCCGCAUGACAAAGCUGCUAUUAACCUCCCCGUUUAAAGACAAGUGAAUGUGGUUUUAAAUCGUUUUUGAGAGGGCAAGACGUGAACGCGUGAGAUUAAGAACUGUUCAGACAUGCACACAUCACACAAAGGAUUUAUUAUUAAUACACUCUGAACUAUGAAGUGAGCUUCUACUCACAGCCAGUAGAGGUGGAGGCAGCUGAAAGAGAUAUUGAUUGAGUGUUAAUGCUGUUUACAUUGAUGCCUGUAUUCUCCAGAAUAUUGAUUUAUUCUCGGUAGAUUAUAUUACUGAGUUGUAUUUACUGUUUAUGAAAUGCCUUGAUGACUAUUGAGGACAUGUUAAGAUGAUUUGAUAAAACGUUGCUCUGAAAAAUAAAACAAUGAUAUCUCUCUUAACGACAGUGAUUAUAAACUUGGGGUUAGGGGUCAGUGUCAUCACGGUAAAUGUUGUGUUUCACAUAUGUAUGUUUUGAAAUCCUUGCAGAGUAUAUUGCUCGCAGUAUAUUUUGUAUUUUUCACACAUAGCUUUCAUGUUUCAUUCUCUCUGCCUGGUAGUUAGACACAUGUCUUUGAGCCAGUAAGGAGGUUUACUUCACUGUAUGCGAGGAGAAGAGGGUCACUUCAGGGACUCAAUUCAGAACAUACAGCCCUCCAACAUCCGGAGGUCCACGUUAUGAUUACCUGACUCAUUUCAUCAGUGUUUUAGAUCGCUUCGGACUCUCCAGUCUGUCUGGGAUGCACUCAAGAGAAGAUUGUGAAAUAGGUUGAUUACAGAGUAAUGACAU
Acanthopagrus latus (yellowfin seabream) is the source of this 2023-nucleotide messenger RNA. RefSeq names its product aquaporin 10a (gene aqp10a). The coding region runs from base 328 to 1221 and encodes 297 amino acids. The transcript has 6 exons. The record is from RefSeq and is a predicted model, not a curated record. Gene Ontology annotation, molecular function: glycerol channel activity; water channel activity; urea transmembrane transporter activity. Gene Ontology annotation, cellular component: plasma membrane; basolateral plasma membrane. Gene Ontology annotation, biological process: glycerol transmembrane transport; water transport. Lineage: Eukaryota; Metazoa; Chordata; Actinopteri; Spariformes; Sparidae.